GAAUCACCUCGUGGGUUGUUUGGGAGGCCCGCCCACAGUAGACAUGGUGGGCAUGAGUCUACUCAGGUCUGCCGCUGCUAUCGCAGCCAGACUGAGUCCUCUGAAAUCUGGCAAUGCUGCGACAAAUUUACUUACUCGAACAAUCCCGCAAACGGAAAAAGUGGCCGUCCGUUGGGGUCAUGGGAAGAAAAUGUUUGUGGUCAAACCAUCUGAGUUCUAUGACAAGCGAUUUCUGCGUCUGUUGCAAUUCUACGUCCUGUUGACGGGUAUUCCGGUGGCCAUCAUUGUGACGUGUGUGAACGUCUUCAUUGGCGAAGCAGAGCUGGUUGAAACUCCUGAAGGUUACGAACCGGAGCACUGGGAGUACUAUAAGCACCCCAUCACCAGGUGGAUCACUCGCUCCUUUUAUGAUUCUCCAGUGAAGGAUUAUGAAAAGAUGAUGGCUGCAAUCCACAUGGAGAAGGAAAAGGCAGACUUGAGGCUGGCAGAGCUGCAGGUGCGCAGACACAUGAGGCAGCGAGGGGAUGGGCCCUGGUACCACAGGGAGACCCUAGACAAGGACCUCAUCGACCACAGCCACAAGUCUUCACCUGACAACUGAACCUGGCCGGUGUCUGCUCAGCCAAACUAAGUACUUGCUGUGGACUUGCUUGUUGUGUAAACAGCGAGAUGCCUUUGAGUCAAUAGAGGUUUCCUUUCUUCUCUCCUUAUUCACCGCAAAUUGCAACCACUCCAAAUAGUCCCUCCCCUUCCGCUACGUCGAGGGUGGUUAGUGUCCAUACUUCUCCACAUCAACGCGCUUAAGCAAGUAAAGACGCAGCCUUUUCUGUCUUUUUUCCCCUAACAGGUGUUGUACUGGCAAAUACUACACUAUAUUGUUCUAGUGGCAAUAACGUGGGCGGCCACUUGGGGGCAGAGCCGAGCUUAAUGACGCGACACGACGACAUUGUUAUUGGAGGUGGGCGAUACUGUAAGUUUUGGUAUCGGUCCAAUACCAAGUAAAUACAGGUGCGAGCCCUGCCGAUGCCGAUACUUUUGUUUUUGUUUUACUUGAAAUUUUUCCAAGAUAAUUUACUGAUUUUGUGACGUUGGCCUUUAAUUUGUUGAUCAUAUAUCUGAAUAAGACACACGACAAAGAAUGUAUGUGUAACCUCACGUAAAAAUAAAUAUGACUUUGAUACCAGAGAUGAGAAUCACA
Molecule: messenger RNA, 1198 nt
Organism: Dunckerocampus dactyliophorus (ringed pipefish)
Lineage: Eukaryota; Metazoa; Chordata; Actinopteri; Syngnathiformes; Syngnathidae
Gene: ndufb5
Product: NADH:ubiquinone oxidoreductase subunit B5
Exons: 7
Coding region: 44-601 (185 amino acids)
Source: RefSeq, a predicted model, not a curated record